This is a messenger RNA of Patella vulgata (common limpet), 3248 nucleotides long. Its product is annotated as E3 ubiquitin-protein ligase TRIM56. Lineage: Eukaryota; Metazoa; Mollusca; Gastropoda; Patellidae. The transcript has a single exon. Gene Ontology annotation, molecular function: zinc ion binding. The record is from RefSeq and is a predicted model, not a curated record. The coding region runs from base 1 to 1131 and encodes 376 amino acids.
AUGCCAUUGUUAAAGACGGACAGGCAGUCAAAGCAAUAUGGCGGAGAAAAUGAUCGUCUGAAUUGUAGUAUUUGUUUAAACGACUUCAAGAAGCCUAAAAUCUUGGACUGUUUUCAUUCAUUUUGCGAGAGUUGCUUAAGUGAUUAUGUCAGUAAAUUUGAAGAAAAUGGCGAAUUUAUGUGUCCGCUGUGUAGACGCAGUAUCCCAAUCCCCUCUGGUGGGGUGAAGGACUUGGCUUCUAAUGUUUACAUUGAAGAAAGACAAGGCGUCCAUCAACCUGAAAGUAACCCACCAUGUAAUAUUUGUGAUAAGGCUAUCCAAUCACAAUUCAGGUGUAAAGAUUGUGACAAAUUCCUGUGUGACUCGUGUAAAACUACUCACGAUUUGUUUUUUGGAGGCUUGGAGUUAAACCAUUACGUCAUAUCACUUGACGAAGACGAUUCGGAUGACGUCAAACCUGUGCGCCAUGUCAUUUGUCAACAUCACCAGAAGAAGUUUGCAGUUUAUUGUUCAGACUGUUCCAAAGUAAUUUGUUCUAAAUGUUCAAAGAAAGAACACGAACGUCAUACAAUAAUAAACACCGAGGACACUGAUCAAGUUAUUAAAGCGGCUAAAGCAAGUCUGGACAAACUAAAGGAGGACAUAGACCACCAGAUCCAACGACUAUGUGAUUGUCGAGAUGUGGUAAAAAUGUCAUUGUCAAGUCUCCACGAAUCAAUAACAACAGCCUGUAAUAUGGUGGAUCAGCAAGUUACGACUAUUUGUAAAACAGUAAAAUCUCAAGGUGAAAUAAUCAAACAUGAUAUCAAGAAAUCCCAGAUUGAUGAAGCGAAACUCAACCAGAUGCACGAAGAACUCGUCACCUUAAUCGAUGAAUUAAAAACAGGUCAUGACGAAUUAUCUGACCAUCUGACAACCGGUGAUUCUGUGGAUGUAUUAGAUGGGUUCUCUGAUCUGAAGAAGAGAUUAACGGAUUUAGAAAAUAGACCGUUUUAUAUUCCAGAUUUUAAGCUACCAAGUUUGAAGUUGGGUUAUGUUGGUGGCCAUGCGAUGUGUAAUACAAUAGGACAGGUAGAAUAUACUCAGAGACAAUCAAUACAACAUACCUUUAGUUUAUAUUCCAGAGUUUAAGAUACCAAGUGUGAAGUUGGGGGAGGAAUACUGUCAGUCGUUACCUAAUGCAAUAGGACAGGUUGAAUAUACUCAAUCAAUACAACAUACUUUUAUUUUUAUUGAUAAUGCCACCGAAAAGACUUUAUCAAGUCCAUGUUUUAUUGUGCAGGGUACUCCAUUGCAUUUGGAAUUGCUUUUGAUUCUGAGGUCACGCUCGAAACACUGGGUACUGAAACUUGGCGAAACCAAUUCAAACAAAGCCAAUACUCCUGGAGAAUAGAUCGAGGUUUGGGUUUUAAUGUAGUUAGUAAUAAACUCGAAACCGUAACAAUUAAAGCAACAUUUACACCCCCAAAUCACGAUAUGGCGAUUGCUAAUAUUUAACAACAUAAAAUAUAUACUUUUUGUUGUUAGUUUGGAAUUAAAUGUAAAUAAAUAACGCAAGGUUGGAAUCUUCGUAACAAAGGCGCAUCAUAUUGCAAACAUGAACGUCAUGUUUUCAUAUUCAAAAGUUUCUUCUUCAGAUGAUCGGCUGAAAAAUGUGAAUAAUAGACAGGAAGAAACGAUAUAGAAAAAGCCGUAUUCAGUAUUGGGUUAUUAAAGUCCCGAUGCGCCAUUUUUAGCAAUAAGAAAAAAGUUCAAACAACAUGAUUGUAACAGACAAAUCUCUAAUAGAAAUAUCAGUCUAAAAAUGGUUCAGUUCCGUUCAGUAUUUACAAAGAUAUGUGGAAUUGAAAUUUUAUCAUCUAUGCUGUUCGCUUUGUAACAAGACGCCGCUGUCUUUUAUCGGUAUCGGUAGAAACCCGAUAGGCCUAGUUUACAUCUGAUUGAAUUCAAUCCCGUGUUCUGAUUUUAUUUUCUUAAUCAAUCUGAGUAUAUACUAACGUGUAUUGAGCCGUGAGAAAUUUGAUAUUUUUGCGAAGAUGCAAAUGGCGCAUCGAGACUUUAAAGGUCAAAAAUUGAUUAAACCAUAUCUUCAUCUUACAAAAUCAUUUAUUUAAAGAUGUAUGAUGUAAGAGAUAAAUCGGCCUAUAGCAUGUCUUUGUUUUGGCUUCAAAUGUUAUAAAAACUAUUUUUUAGACAUCUAUUCACAUGACAAGUCCAUAAUCUAUGGAAGCGUAUUUGGGUCACUACUUAUUGAGAUAAUAUCGCAACACAUCGAACUAAAAUAUGUCAACUUCAUGAGUUAUAUUACAAAAAAUCGACUUAAUAAGUCGACUCGACGCAUUAAAUUCACCUCAAAAUGACAAAAACUAUGUCGAUAUGUUUACAUUAUGCCAUUAGUCGAUUUGACUCUAAAUCAACAAGUCAUAUUUUAAUGCAAUAUAUAGACUUAAUAAUGUCGCCGUUUUCAGUUAUGUACCACGUGCUUAAUUUCAUUGCCCGAGAUUGCUUAUUCAUGAAAGUGCAGCCAAUGAUGGGGUUUAACGUCCACUCGACACAAACUAGGUCAAUUCGGGACUAACAUAUGGUUUAAUUUUAGGGGUCUUUAGCAGUGGGAGGAAACCGGAGGACCCGGAGAAAACCCACUAGGUUGGACACGCAACCCUACUCCUUGUCACGUACAACCGGAAUCUCCUACCAGUCUUUUUUGAUAUCAAAAAAUAUCAACACAAGUUGAUAAAGUAACAAAAUACGAGGCUCUGCCGAGUUUUUUUUUACAUUAUCAACGAGUGUUGAUAUUUUUUGAUAUCAAAAAAGACGAGUAGGAGAUUUUAUUUAUCACCCAAUCCCUUCUUACAUGCACAAAUAGAUAGAUAUAAUUCUUUGCUGUAGAUUUCCCUUUAACUGAACAUUACGGCGUAGUGAUACAUCAUUUUUUGACAGCAAUUAAACCAUUGCACAAGUCCUUUAUAUUGACCCAGUGUUUCCAUCAAGAUCAAUUGAAUAAUAAUAGUUAAUUUUUAAUAAAAAAAAAUGUUACUUUUAAUAAUAAAUGAACUGUUCUUUGAAAAUAAAAAAAGUAGUUCCUUUUCAACUGACCAAUCAAAUUCAUGUAAAGCGAUAUCUCCUAAGGAGAUAUCGCAGUAGAUUAUGAAAUACAUCACACAAGCGAUAUCUACUGUAGAAUGUAUUAUUGGGUGAUAAAAUUAUUUCUGCAAUGGGUCUUUACGAGAAUAAAGAUUAUUAGAUUC